GACUGUUUUCGAAAAUGUGUUUCGGUCCUUCAGAUAACCAACUGUUGGCCGUGAGUAUUGUUACGGCAGGGAGGUGUGUUGUUUCGUCUGGAAUGAAGGGGGUUUGAUUUUGCAGGCUCGCUUUUGCCGCCUGAUCUGCAACGUGGUUGCAGGAUUGGUGUCGUUCUAUUUCUGUGGCCGCUUUUCUUUGGUUUUUUUGUUGGUGUGCCUUUACAUGGGUAAUUGUCGUUGCCCCUGAUCUGGAGUGGAUUUCUUGAGUGAUUCUAAGGAUAAGUGAGGAGUCCUUGAGUUUCCUGAUUUCAUGCGGGAGGGGACUUCUGUUCUUGAAUUUGUUAGCUCCAAUGGCUCCUAAGGACCGAGGAUUCCAAAAAGGUGCCUUUUCAACUGUGACAACAGAUCUGAUAUCAUUUGGUGUCUGCGAGGCGCACGACCUCGGUUUCUCGGCGCAUGCGCGCCUUUUCUCUUCAGAGUGAAGCCCUGUAACCAGGUAGCAUAGACUAGAGGCCACUUGAGGAAAAUUGCUCAAGCGUUUUGCUGGGCAUUGCAAAGAGAUUUCACUCCACUGGAAAGGUGCGGAGCCAAGACGAGCAUGGAUGUGCAGACCUGUGCGUCUGGAUUCCUCUCUGACGAUCCUUGGAAGUUCAUGGAGGCCUUGCAGGUUCUUCAGGAUGGCUGGUUGGAUUCGCGCGAUUCGCAAAGCGAGGGUGUGCGCUUUGCCAGAGCUAUGCAAGAGCUGGCCAUCUACAGACAGGGUUCAGUCAUCAAGAAGCUGACCACGCUGUUGCUUCAAGAGGAGGACUCCAAAUCCAAAGCCUUCAGUAGUGCAUGCCUCAAAGCUGUCAGCGAAUGGCUUUUCGCGCAUACAAGUCCAGGGCAGGUCGUGACACCUAUGCUCAUUCCACAUACAAAAGAUCCUCAACAUCAGGCUACUUCAAUCCUGGUCCUCUCGAGGUUGAUAAACAGCAAGGUAGUAGCGCAAAUGUGCCUGACAGAACACAGCUUUGUUGAGAAGCUGGCGCGUUCUCUCCAGAAAUCUGUAGCGCGCAUUGAGGUGGUCAGCGCUUUUCCCCGAGAGAUCAUUUGUACUCUUCAAGGUAUCUGCAGUUUUGCGCACGCAUCGAAGGUGUUUCGGCAAUGCAUGCAAGCAAUCCACAUGAAUCUGCUACCUGCGGUCCAAAGGCUGUUUUCGGAGGACUACAUCUUUUUAAGCGAGGACGACCUCUACGCGUCAACGGAGUCACUGGCCAGACUCAUUGAAACUUUAGCACUCUCAUCGGACAGCCGAGUAUGGAUGAUCAAUGCAGGGUAUCUUCAAGUUUUGGCAGAGCUCUUCCGUUCCGAGAGGCUCACCAACGAAACGAAGGAACAAGUGGUAAACAGAUGUGCUCUCUCGCUGUUGCGGUUGUUCGAGUCAAAGGAGUGUUUAAAAGCUAUGAGGGAGACUGAUGUGCUCUCGCUUCUGAAACCAUACUCCAGUCUGUUGGACAAUAAGCUUCCUAACUUCUGGAGGCACGUUGAGAGCAAGCUGCUGGAUGACGCGUACAGCAAAAUAGAGGCUCUGGCAGAAUUACACCCCAUAUUGAAGUCGCUGAGAAGAGCCGACUUUGCUAUUCCUACGGUCUGCUCGUGGAGCGGUUGUACUGCUUUAGAAUCGGUCUCAACACCAACUUUCAGUAAGUGCGGGCGAUGCGGUGUGGUACCAUACUGCAGCAAAGAGCACCAGAAGCUUCAUUGGCCAGCGCACAAGGAUCACUGUCUUCCGAAAGGAGCAAAACCUUUCGGACACUGAAUGCGACCAAUGUCCUUUGAUAAUGAACCAGCCGUGAAACGAUAGAAGCCAUUUUAUUAACGGGUGCAUGAGGCAUGCGAAGGGCAGCUUUUUCGCGUAGAUGGAUCUUGUAGAAGCUCUCCAUAGCCUCUCCAUAGAGCGUCAGCGUCAGAAUUACUCAGAGCUGUAUAUCUUAGAAGCGCACGUGUGAAAGGAAAUGCCAACUCGUGCAUCCGUUGGUCGACAGGCUACGAUCUACGUGCUUCAAACCUCUCGGAACAUGUUACUACCUCUGCAACGGUUCCGAAUCUGCGGCCCCGCGACACG
Messenger RNA from Klebsormidium nitens, 2095 nucleotides. Lineage: Eukaryota; Viridiplantae; Streptophyta; Klebsormidiophyceae; Klebsormidiales; Klebsormidiaceae. The record is from the annotation of a GenBank genome assembly.